UAGCUAUAUUUAACUACAAUGCCAUCCAUACGUGAGUGCUGAAUAGGGCGGUGGGUGCAGAUAGACCAUGUAAUGUAAUACACCAUGGGCAAGAAGCAGAAGGCUGCUGCCGCCAAGAACAAGAAGAAAACUGCGGCCAACCACCGCAAAGCUGAGAAGAAAAAGCUAAUCGCAUCUAAUGAACAGUAUAAUAAUGAUACACGCAACUUUGUGCCCUCCCAGGCCAAGGGCUGUCAUGUGGCCUGCAUGGACUCCAAGUGGAUUGUGGGUUUGGAUCGGUUCAGGUCGGCAGACUUUGGAGACGGCGACAUCCCUGACAUCUCUGUCGACCCAACUGAUGGCCUGUUGUCAUUCGUCAACACGUCGGACAACUGGAGGUCGUACAAUAUAUCCACAGGUCUAACAGCAAUAAGCGACGGCGGGGACAUACUUGAGGCCGGCGCAUACGGCUCAUGUACAGUCAGCGGUAACGACGCGCGCAGCUCAUGCACCACUUUUGUGGCAGUACUACCCCCCCACACCAUCAUGGACGUGUGCUAUCUCGAGCCCAAUGAGUACACACGCGAGGAGGAGUUUGACCUCCAGUCUGAUAUAAAGAACCUGACGGACCAUCCGGGGAAGUCAGACAUGGGCACGGAUACUGACACACCUCAGGAGGGUACUGUGGAGAAGGAGAGUGACGGAGACAAUGAUAUGCCGGCGUCAGUGUUCUUCCCCAAACCCACUACAGCAGCCACAACCAACACGGCCACUGACAGCACCUGCGCUCCCACUGGAAACGAUGACGAAGCUAAAGACUUCCACGCGAAGCAAUCGAGCCAAAGCACACACACCGAUGAGACGUCCAGUGCAAGCGAUGUAGGCAAACCCCAACUGAGCCGUCCGCCACAGAAUGUGAUCACCAUAUCCGCUGGCAAUCAGAAUAUCCAAGUCCCCGUGUACGCCUUUCCGCUGGGCGAAGGGGGGUUUGAAGAGGCCUAUUUGUGCUCACAGGGCAUCAAUGGAGCCUUCACGCAUUACUUUUCUGGUACACUUCACGCCAUCGACCUGGCGUGUGCUCCGGGAACGCCCGUGCGUGCUGUUGCUGACGGGGAGGUGAUGAGCAUUCAGCAGGCCAACACGGAGGGAGGCAUCCACAUAUCACUUCUUUAUAAAUGGAACUCGAUGAUGCUCAAACUGGAUGACGGCCGAUUUGUCGAAUAUGUACACACUCAAACGGACAGCGCCCGCGUCGCAGUAGGCGACCGCGUCACUGAGGGGGACAUUCUGUGCUUGUCCGGAAGCGUCGGGUUCUGCCCGUCACCGCACCUGCACAUCCAAGUGCACCAAUCAGAUGCCUCAAAUGCCGACACCAUCAUGUUUGCCUUAAAAGGACAAGGCGGGAAACCGUUCGUGCCCGUAGCCGGCAACUACUACAAUAGCUAUGGACUUACCCAGAAAGCAUUACAGUGAGAACUAGCACUGUAAACUACUACAAUAGCUAUGGGCCUACACUGAAAGCAUUAAAGAAUGAACUAGCACUAUGAACUACUACAAUAGCUUUGGGUAUGCACCGAAAGCAUUAAAGUGAGAACUGCCACUGUGAGCUACUACAAUAAAUAUGGGUCUACACCGAAGCAAUAAAGUGACAACUAC
Messenger RNA from Sphaeroforma arctica JP610, 1635 nucleotides. RefSeq lists its product as hypothetical. The coding region runs from base 85 to 1452 and encodes 455 amino acids. The transcript is spliced from 6 exons. The record is from RefSeq and is a predicted model, not a curated record. Gene Ontology annotation, molecular function: metalloendopeptidase activity. Lineage: Eukaryota; Ichthyosporea; Ichthyophonida.